Messenger RNA from Parnassius apollo (apollo), 642 nucleotides. The record is from the annotation of a GenBank genome assembly. Lineage: Eukaryota; Metazoa; Arthropoda; Insecta; Lepidoptera; Papilionidae.
AUGUAUACUAAGGCGCCCCCACACUAUUCGUUUGAGUACUCUGUAGCCGACUCGCACACGGGUGACAUCAAGUCCCAGCACGAGAGCCGAGAGGGUGAUGCUGUGCACGGUGCCUACAGCUUGCACGAGUCCGACGGCACUGUCAGAACUGUUGAAUACACCGCUGACACUCAUAACGGGAGAAGUGAGUGCUUUGAAGGCAAGAUUGCUAUCGCCGCCGCUGUCCUUUCCGUAGCUGUCGGACAAUACAAUAGUGGUUAUGAACAUGGACAUGGCCACGCGCAGUCGUCUCAGAACAUAGUACUGCAUCAGAGCCACGGCCAAACUGCUCACAGAGCGCCCGCUGUGGUCUUGCACCACCAGCCCGCACAAUACGCAGAACACAACGACCAUAACCAGGACUACUAUGCACCCCCACACUAUUCGUUUGAGUACUCUGUAGCCGACUCGCACACGGGUGACAUCAAGUCCCAGCACGAGAGCCGAGAGGGUGAUGCUGUGCACGGUUCCUACAGCUUGCACGAGUCCGACGGCACUGUCAGAACUGUUGAAUACACCGCUGACGCGCAUAACGGAUUCAACGCUGUUGUACAUCGUGAGGGUCAUGCUACCCACGCAGUUCCCGUUCAACAUCAUCAUUGA